AUGGCAUCUCACCAACACGAUGCCGUUUUUCGCGAAGAAGACAUCGAGGACGAUGACGACGAGUCACAGGAGGACGAAGAGUUCGAAGAAGACGACGAUGUUUUGGUCGCCGAGGAUGAAGAAAACGAGCCCUCUCCCUCCACUGCUCUCGCUGUCACCGUCGCCGUCCCCGGUUCCGCCGUCCCAAACGGCGGAGCCGCUCCACUUACGACGUCCACCGCCACUACCAUCGUCGUAGUUGGCGACUCCUCCGAUCCAAAGCGGCGGCGGGUGGAGCCAAUCGAGGAGAAAAAGCCGCUGCCACUGGACGACUCGCGACGGCUGUUCCAGCGGCUUUGGACUGACGAAGACGAGAUCGAGCUCCUGCAAGGGUUCCUGGACUACACCGCGCAGCGAGGAUCCUCUCACCACAACGACACCGCUCUGUUCUACGACCAAAUCAAGUCCAAGCUCCAACUCGAUUUCAACAAGAACCAGCUAGUGGAGAAGAUCCGAAGGCUGAAGAAGAAGUACCGAAACGUUCUCAACAAGAUUAGCUCCGGCAAGGAAUUCUCCUUCAAGAGCGCCCACGAUCAAGCCACCUUCGAAAUCUCGCGCAAGAUCUGGAGCAGCGUGGCUCCAAUCGGCGACAAUUCCUUGGACGACGAUGAAAUCAACCCUAGCCCCAACCCCAACCCCAACCACAACCCUAUCCCCCACCCUAACCUUAAUUUUAGCCCUGUAAUUCUUAAGAACGAAACGAUUUUCAGGAAUUCCGUGGAGAAGAAAACACCGAAACGCUCCCGGCCUCGAUCGGCAGUGAAAGUCGAGUCAAACGAUGGAUCGGCAUCGAACAGAGAUCAUAAUUAUACUAGCAAUGCUACAGCUACGGUUACACCUACUGCUACUGCUACUAACACUACUGCCACUCCUACUACUACUACUAAUAAUAACAAUUGUAACAGUGGUUAUGGCAAUAACAUACCGAGUUUGAUCGAGGAAACGGUGAGGAGUUGUUUGUCGCCGGUGUUGAGGGAGUUGAUGGGAGCGAUGGGAGGGGGAGCGUUUGGCGGGAGAGGGUUUGCGUUGAACUUAAACCCUCUGCCUUUGAUGAAUUUGAGUUAUGGUGGUGGAGAAGUGGUGGAUGAGAAAUGGAGGAAGCAACAGAUAUUGGAGUUGGAAGUGUUCUCGAAGCGGUUGGAGCUGGUGCAGGAUCAGAUCAAGGCUGCGAUGGAGGAGUUGCGAUCCAGUGGAGGAGGAGGAGGAGGAGGUUGA
Messenger RNA from Sphenostylis stenocarpa, 1254 nucleotides. Lineage: Eukaryota; Viridiplantae; Streptophyta; Magnoliopsida; Fabales; Fabaceae. The record is from the annotation of a GenBank genome assembly.